AGUCAGUCUGGCUCCGACGCCGGGGCCCGAGCCCCACAGUGCUUGUCGCGCACCCUCGCGCGCGCGGCGGCGGGGCCUCCCGCGCCCAGAAGGGCCCCCGCGGCACCGAUGCAGCCGGCGCGUGACGCCGCGCCCGGGCUCUACGCGAGCGUCGACGGCGAGGACGCGGGCGCAGCGGCGGCGUCGGCGGCCGGGCGGCCGAAGGCCUGGACGGUGGCGGCGCUGAUCGCCGGCACCGCCGCCGUGGCCGGCACGGCCGCCUGGCUCGGGGCAGGCCGCGGCGGCCACGAGCUCCGGGUCGCCCCGCAGGCGGCGGCCCCGCUCGGGUUGCAGGAGGUGAGCGCCCCGGGCGGCACGCUCGUGCCGGGAGUCGAGUACAACCUCGACGGCGGCUGGUUCCAGUCCAUGGACCACAUCCCGACGGCGGUGCUGUGCCAGACGCUGUGCCAGGGCGAGCCCAAGUGCAACUACUUCACCUGGGUCGAGGACGCGGGCCUGGACGGGUGCCCCAGCCAGUGCUGGCUGAAGGGCGGGGAGCUCAAGUACGAGGCGCCGAAGGCGGGCGUGACCUCGGGCACGCCCGCGCCCCGCCGCACGCUCCCCGCCAUCGACGCGCCCGCCGGGGGCGCCACGCUGUACUGCUGGGUCCUCUCCGCCGCGCAGGGCGAGGAGCCGGCCAUGCUGGACUGGCAGGCCAAGAAGAAGGUGGGGCCCUUCCAGUGCGACAAGGCCCAGGUCUACAGCAACCAGGCCGUGGAGAUCGGCGGCAUGACCGCGGCGGUCAUAGACAGCGACAUGAAGUGCGAGUACGGAGGGGACUCGCAGUCCGCCCUGAACACCUGGAUCUUCAUCGCUGCAUGGGAGAAGGUCUUCCAGCUUGGCGACUACGCCCUGUACGAGUGGACGGUGAAAGUGGACGCCGAUGCAGUAUUCUUCCCGAACAGGCUCAAGUCCAUCCUGGCGAACCACGCUGGCGCGGCCUACCUGAGCAACUGCCAGUACGGGCUCCACGGGCCUAUCGAGGUGUUCUCCAAGGCCGCCCUGGACGCUCUGUCGGCUGACUACCAGAGGGCGUUCGACAAGAAGUCGCCCGCCACCUGCGUCAACGGGCUCGAGUUCGGGGAGUACGGGGAGGACAUGUUCAUAGACCAGUGCCUCGGCAAGGUCCUGGGCGUCGGCGCGCCCGCCCUCGAGCCGCUGCUGAUCUGCGAGGACCACUGCGACUGCCCGGAGUACUACGCGUGCCCGGCCAGCGACAGCUAUCGGGUGACGUUCCACCCCUUCAAGUCGGUCGGCGCCUACGAGAACUGCAUGGGCACCGCCCUCAACGGGCCGAUCGCCACCGCGGGGGCCGACGACGACGACGACGACGAGGCGGUGGUGGCCACCGACGACGGUGCGGCCUACAGCGACGCGGCGGCGGCGGCGUACGGAGAGGAGUGAGGCGACGGUGCUCGACCCGCCGAUCCCCCUCCCCCCUCCCCACCUCUGACAUGGGCGAGGGCUGGCGCGGGUGGCGCUCUCGAGAGCUGGUGUCGCGUCUACACACCUCUGCUGGCGCAUCAUAUCCUCCCUCCUCCUCCUCUGGCCACCUCAUCC
This is a messenger RNA of Prorocentrum cordatum, 1599 nucleotides long. NCBI's taxonomy places the organism in Eukaryota, Dinophyceae, Prorocentrales, Prorocentraceae. The record is from the annotation of a GenBank genome assembly.